ACUGCGUUUAUCGAAGCACUAACAACAGCUGAUGUGGAAGGUCUGAGCGCAAAUCAAGGUUGCUUAUCAGUGUUUACCAAUGACAGCGGUGGCAUUCGGGACGAUUUGAUUGUGACGAAGGUUGACCAGGACAGGAUUUAUCUCGUCACAAAUGCUGGAUGCGUCGAUAAAGAUUAUUCGUAUUUGAUGUUCAUCAUGACGUCGAUCUGCAAUUCUUCCUCAACCGUCAGUGGACAACAGUUGCCGUACCAGGAGUGCAUUAUGGAAAAUAUGCAAAAGUGGCAGAAAAAUGGGAAGGAUGUGAACGUGAAAAGGAUUGAAGGACGUGGCUUGGUGGCGGUGCAAGGUCCAGAAAUGGCUGCAUUGCUUCAGUCUGAAUCUGAUAUUGAUAUGAGUACGCUUUAUUUUAUGCAUUCCAAAACAGGCAACGUUUGCGGCUUUCCGGAUUGUCGUGUCACACGCUGUGGCUAUACGGGUGAAGACGGUGUGGAAGUGAGUUUCGAUGUCCGUUUGGAAUUUUCGUACUCUUUUUGUAAUGUGUAA
Gongylonema pulchrum is the source of this 543-nucleotide messenger RNA. The record is from the annotation of a GenBank genome assembly. Lineage: Eukaryota; Metazoa; Nematoda; Chromadorea; Rhabditida; Gongylonematidae.